Durusdinium trenchii is the source of this 709-nucleotide messenger RNA. Lineage: Eukaryota; Dinophyceae; Suessiales; Symbiodiniaceae. The record is from the annotation of a GenBank genome assembly.
CAUGUCAUGUCAAAGUCAUGUCAUCCAAGUCAGCGAGGCGGCAUGAGCAAGCCUCAAUGAGGGGGUUGGUUCUAAGUACCUCAACUGGGCCAAAAGGUUUUCGACCUAGAGGCUUCUGUGAGUUCGCAUGACAGAAGAGCAAGGGGAGGCUCCAGAGGCUCGAAAUGUACCUUCGCAAAGGGGGUGUGAUGGCUUCAGUGCUUGCUGUCAGGACCACUCGAACGUCUUCCCUGAUUGCCAAAUCUUCCAGGCAUUGGAAAGCCUUUGCUACCUUGAAGCCGAUCUUGGAUCUGGGUGGCGCGGCGGAUCUGCCGCGCGGCUCCGCGGCCAGUGCCCCAAGUGCCAUCCCCCUCGAUGCUGAGGAGAUUCGAUCCAUCGCCCGGCAUCCACGCAUGUCAUCCUUGCAAAUCCACGCGAGCAAGAGGAUUGCCACACUGCGGCGCAAAGAGGUCCAGGUGGACAUUCCUUUGGCAGACUUCCGAGAGAAGCUUCGUUCUUUUGGCUGGGAAGCCCAAAACUGCCAUCAUCCAAUUCUCCUGUUUGGUGAUGACCAAGAAGAGGUGCAGCGUGCACAAGGGAUCCUCACCGAGGAGGGCUUCACGGCCGUCACCAACGCGCAGACGCGCGAGGCUGUGGCACGAGCCUUGAAGAAGCCACCGGAGCAUCUCCGCAAAGAGACUUGAGGACCCCAAGAAAACAAUGCACGUGC